Molecule: messenger RNA, 1506 nt
Organism: Adineta ricciae
Lineage: Eukaryota; Metazoa; Rotifera; Eurotatoria; Adinetida; Adinetidae
Source: the annotation of a GenBank genome assembly
AUGACAUCGAAAAACUUUUAUGAUAAACAUGCUGAACAUCAGGAUAAGACAAGUUUGGGUAAAUUACGAUCGAAAUAUUGGACCACUAAGCAACUGGUGAUGAAAAAGCUCGGCCGGGAAGAAGAUGAAUUCGUCAUUGCCUCGGAUGCUGAUGUGGAUGCUAAACUUGACCUACUCUAUGCUGUCAAGCAAUCCUGCCAUGAUCUACUUCGUAUUAUGGACACUUAUCAAACCAACGUUCUCUUCCUUUCACAUGAGGAGACUGAUAUGGCUCGAUUUCUCAAAGAUUACGCACAGAUGGACAAAACACGUGCGGGCAAAAUGAUGGCUAGUGUAUCGAAAGUUCUUGCUUACACAGCGCAUCAACGGAUUGCUCUACGUCAACCAUUGCUUCGUCUGCAUAAUGAAAUCGAAACAUUCCGUCAUCGAGCUGUAACUGAUACGUUGUCAACAGUGAAACGAAUGGAAACAGCGCGAACAGAGUACCGUGGAAGUAUUCUUUGGCUGAAAGAUGCAUCGGUUCAACUUGAUCCGGAAAAACAAUUAGAAAAGUUUCGUCGUGUACAGAGUCAAGUGAAGUCAACUAAGACAGAAUAUGAUCGUCUGAAAUUUGAUGUCAUUCAGAAGAUCGAUUUAUUAACAGCGAGUCGAUGUAAUAUGUACUCUCAUGCAUUGGCGACUUAUCAAAAAGCUCUCUUGGUUUUCUGGGAAAAGACUUCAAAAACUAUGUCAGCCGUUGCUGAAUCUUUCAAAGGUUAUCAAUAUUAUGAAUUUACCGUGAUUAAAGAUCUUGCUGAACCGAGCCGUUUAUUAGCUGAAUUGAACUCGAAACCGAAAGGAAAAAGCGAAGCAGUUCUCGACGCAAUGAAAAAAGAAAAGCCUGCCAAUGAAACUGACCAAAAUCAAAAGGAACUAGUAGAUCUGACCGAGCCAGUGAAUGCAUUAAUUGACAUAACUGAUGAUCAACUUGAUGACCAACUUCUUGAAUUAGAAAAACUAACAACUAUUGAUCGAACACCAAAAACCUCGGCGAAUUCGAAAGGAGCGGCGACUGCCAAUGAAGAAAAUCUUGUUGAACUAGCAGAAGAAAUUAAGGCUGAACACGAUAAACUCUUCUCCGAUCUGCUGUCAACAACAACAUCAGCCAACACAACCAAUGACUUACUUGGACUCAAUGACACAAACAGUUUCGAUGCUCAUUGGUCAGCAGCAUUCGGAAGUAGUGCAAUUCAACAACCUACAUCUACCCUGCAAACGGAUUCAACACCAGCAAAUAAUACAUUCCUUCCAUCGUCGCUUCUAAGUGAAUUACUAACAUCAAUGAAUAAACCUGUGAAACCAACGAUACAACCAAUACAAGCGACUAAUCCAAAACCGAAACCGGCACCAUCGAGUAAAUCAUCAGAUAAAUCCAAUUGGUUGAAUCUAUUUUCUGAACUUGAUCCGAUACAAAAUCCUGAUGCAAUUGGUAAAACAGCUGGCGAUGAAGCUGAUCGAAAUUGUUAG